UCCCUCAGCCGCCCUCACAUUGGCUCUCCAUUCCAGUGAAGGAGGCAAGGAGGAGAGUGCGCACGCGGAGAAAACAUGGAUCUGAAGGAAGGAAGCGGAGGAGCCGUCGUCGACGAUGCAGUUUAUUUUUAAGUUCAGCGGUUGACAGCGGAUCGGGUUGCGCGUCCCGAGAUGUUCGCGCCGACGGCAAUCCCCUUGCAGUAAGGAGGAUUGUGACCAAGCAAGCCCCUCUUCCUGCAACCUCCAAGGUUCUCUAUACAUUUAAACACUCUUUGAUGUCAACAUGGAAUGUGGCGAGAACAUCCCAGCCCAAGAUGAACAUCUCAAGUCAGACCGCUUGAAUCUCAGCGGACUGUACCAUGUGGGUCGGACCUUGGGAAGGGGUCACUAUGCAGUGGUCAAACUUGCUCGGCACGUCAACACUGGGCAGCUGGUUGCUAUUAAGAUGAUUGACAAGACCAAACUCGAUGUCAUGGCGACAAGCCACCUCUUACAGGAAGUCAGAUGUAUGAGGAGGGUGCAACAUCCUAACGUGGUCCGCCUCUAUGAGGUCAUCGACACACCCACGACCCUUUACCUGGUCAUGGAGCUGGCAGAGGGGGGCGACCUGUACGACUACAUCCUUCGCCACGAGACAGGCGUUGCUGAGGGCACUGCCAAACGCCAUUUUGCCCAGAUCGUGCGCGCCGUGGCAUACUGCCACGAGCUCCACGUGGUGCACCGAGACCUGAAGCCAGAGAAUGUGGUGUUCUUUCCGCAGCAGGGGGCAGUGAAACUAACAGACUUUGGCUUCAGUAACUUAUUCAAACCUGGGACCAUGUUGGCCACCAGCUGUGGGUCCCUGGCGUAUUCUGCACCGGAGAUUCUUUUGGGAGAAGAGUAUGAUGCUCCAGCUGUGGAUAUCUGGUCCCUCGGGGUGAUCUUGUACAUGUUAGUGUGCGGGGUCCCUCCCUUUCAGGAGGCCAAUGACAGUGAGACUCUGGUCAUGAUUCUGGAUUGUCGUUACUCCAUCCCCGACCACGUCUCAGGCCACUGCAGAGAUCUGAUCUCCAGGAUGCUCCAGAAGGAUCCAUCAGUCCGAGCGUCACUGCAGGAGAUUGAGGCUCACUGCUGGUUACAGGGGCUGGACAAUGUGCUGCUCAGCCCAGAGGCGCCUCCCCAUUGGCUCUCGGGGGCCCUCUCCUCUACCUCGCCGCUCUCCCGAAUGGUCGAAUCUGGCGACUUGCUCGCCGCCAAGCCGCAGUCCUUACCGGCGCCGCGGCAGGUCAACCUCAGCUACUCGCUUCACCCGCCGCCGGCCGAGGAACCUCGCGUCGCCAAGAACCUCCCAGCUCUCCUGCAGAUUUGUGAGGAAGAGGAAGAGGAGGAGGACGAGGUAGAGGAGAGCAACCUGGCCAAAGAGUGUGAAGGUUUGUUGUCGUUGUCUGUGACUGAGCCACAGAAGAAGGUUGAGGUCGUGCUGGACGGUGCGGACGAUCAAGAGGAAAGGGCGGAAGAGCAAAUGGGGGAGAAAUUCGAAGAGGAGGAGGCUGGAGUGGACACGGAAAGAGAGCGCACGCAAAGCGCCAGCGUGAUUUCAUACCAACCGGUCGCUCACCUAAACAAUCUCGUGAGUCACGCGCCGGAGCGCCCCGCCUCGUGUGAGGCUAAGGCGGCUUUGAGGGUGCCGUGCUGCCAGGGGUGGAGUGAGAAAGCCCCCCACCAAGAGACGGAACCAAACAACAACUUCAACAAAGCCGCCGCCUCCGCAACGCCGAAAAACCAAAAGACACACCGCGGAGAGAAGAAGGAGCAGUGGACGGACACGGGCGCCAGGGAUGACUUUGUAACGGACAGAUCCCAAUCGCGCAAUACGACCGGGCCCUGGGACGAAGCCGCCAAUACCGCCGCCGCCGCCAGGGUGGAGCCGGCGGGGAAACGCCACAGCCUCAAGCUUCGCGAGCGCCUCUUCCAGUUGCCCCUGUGUGAGAAAGCGCUGGCCUUCAACAUCCCCACAAACAACAAAGCCAAGAUCCUCCCACUGGCUCAGUACAACUGUUGCCAUGUGCUUUAAAUGACACGCACGCACGCAUACUCCAAGCUGACCACAGGAGAGUUUCGAGUGCACACUUGAGCAGGAAUCACAAAGUUAAAAGCUCCAGUUUGUCGACGGCACAGUGGUUUGAGUGGAGCCACUUUGCGACUUGGUGAGCGUAGCAAGCACACUGUACCCACGCGGAAGGAGAGAAAAUUGUCCUCGUGAGCUGCCUACAACGAAGGCUUCACAGAAAAACAAAACAAAACGCAAAAACUAAGCACUUGUUUCUUCUUCCCUUUGCACAACCCGCUUCUCUGGUUACAAACCUCUUAAUAUAAGCUGAGAGACUGUUACAAUGUUAUGAUAUACGCCACAUGCUAUAAUAUGCCUCAGACUGAGAUGAUUGUAUCAUUCUCCGUCCUCUUAAUGUUCCGUCCGUUGAUCACUCGCCCUACUAGUUUUUUUUUUUGUUGUCACAUCGAGGAUGCGAUCGACACUUCGAAGUGUUGCGAGGUUUGCCAACCAUCGUCAUGGGAACCAUGUGACUUGCUGUGCAUGCUCUUAAGCGUUAUUUAUCACCGUAUACCUCCAUACCGUGUCUUGGCUUUAGCAAGACACCGCUGUCUUGUCUUGUUACCUUGAUUGCACACAGUACAGCACCCGGUAGCUUCCUACUACUGUACAUCUUGGAAUAUGAAUCACGUGUUACAUAUUGGUAGAGGAGUCACUCCGUGUAUAUUUGGUGUAUUUUCACAUCCACUCAUGUCUUAUUCGAGGCAAAGAUGAUAAUUGUAGAUACAUUUUGUACAGUGAUAAGAGCCAAAGCUGUAGAAUAAGCUACUGUACAGUAACACAUAUACUUUCCCUGUAGCCUGCAGAGCAGCUUAUUUGUGUUCAUUUCUACUGUUUCAUGCCGAAAUUGGGUAUGCAACCGGGCAUACAUUCCUCGCUUAUCGAGAAAGCGUGAAAUUUGAUUGUCGCUUGUAUUUCGGCAGCACUGUAAGCGUAAAAUUUGUACCAAGAACAGAUUCAAUAGAGAAGUGAUUAUUCCUGUACAGUUGCAGCCUGCCUGCCCCUCCCUGGUGUGUUUUGUUCUUCUGCUUUGAAUUAGAGGACCUCGUCUCUCUGGAGCCUUGUACUUAUUUUUUUCUGGAUUUAUUUAUUAAAAUGACAUCAAUGUAACCAAUGUGCUCCAUGAUGUUUGUCAGGAAGAA
Messenger RNA from Hippocampus comes (tiger tail seahorse), 3231 nucleotides. RefSeq names its product SNF related kinase b (gene snrkb). The record is from RefSeq and is a predicted model, not a curated record. The transcript has 5 exons. Gene Ontology annotation, biological process: intracellular signal transduction; protein phosphorylation. NCBI's taxonomy places the organism in Eukaryota, Metazoa, Chordata, Actinopteri, Syngnathiformes, Syngnathidae. The coding region runs from base 284 to 2053 and encodes 589 amino acids. Gene Ontology annotation, cellular component: cytoplasm. Gene Ontology annotation, molecular function: ATP binding; protein serine/threonine kinase activity.